CCUUCUCCUCCUCUUUGGUGCCUCCAGCCAGGAGGCGGGAGUGACCCACAGCAGCUGACCCAGCUCGGGCACUGCCUCUCCCACAGCCCUUAGGACACACCAUGGGCCCAGAGGCUGGUUUGUGGCACACUAGCGACGACGCAGGCGGCGGCCCCGGCGACUCUCAACUGCCUCCCUGACCACUGCGACAACCUCCCCGAGGCCACCGGCACCACCUGCUGGGGAAUCUAACCGCGGCAAGGCCAUCUCCACUACCGACAACCAGCUAGGUAAACAACUAUGGCGGGAGAGAGGUGGCGGACCGAGGCGCUGGGAGAAGGAUGGGCCGUCUACGUCACGCCGAGAGCCCCCAUCCGGGAGGGAAGGCGGAGGCUACCCUCUCAAAAUGGCGACGGCAGUGACGCACCUGCGUACGGAACUCCUCCGUCGCGCCACGGACGACGGGAAGUGAGGUUUUCAGAAGAGCCGCCAGAAGUGUACGGCGACUUCGAGCCCCGGGUGGCCAAAGAAAGGUCCCCGGGGGGAAGACGAACCACGCCAGAAAAGUUCCGGCCGGAAUCUGCGAAAGAGGAAGUGAGGGAAAGCGCUUACAACCUUCGAUCUAGGCAACGGAGACAGCGGGGACUCCAGGAAGCCGAGGAGAUGAAGACGCGAAGGUCUGCUCGCCUGGAACAGCACUCGCAGCAGCUUCAGCCGCAACCGUCUCCGGUUACGAGCAGACGAGGGUUACGGGACUCGCCGUCCUCAGAGGAUGAACCUUCCCAAGCUGUUACAAGCCAAACAGUCUCAAAGAAAACUGUCAGGACACCAGAGACUUCAGUGAUGAGUGAAGACCCUAUAAGUAACUUACGCAGACCUCCACUGAGAAGCCCAAGAUCUGAUUCAACAUACAAAACAAAUGGAAAUACUAAAAUGAAUGAAAUAGAAACUGCCAGUAUCCUACAGGUCAAUAUCUCUGAAGAAGGAGAAACUGAAGAUGAUCUCGAGAGCUCCUACAGUGACACCACUGUCAAGCUCAGAGCCAGGGAUUCUGAUGAAGACUCACCAUGGUUACCACAGAGUCAGGACUUCACGGCGCAUGAGAAUCAGCCUUCAGUGCUGAGCUCAGGAUGUCAAAAAAACCAUCAGGAGAGGGUUGAACAAGCCUUAAGAAUGAGGGCUGGGAUGGCAUAUAACAACAUUCUGAAGUCAGACUUUAGAAGCCAGUCUGCAUCAACCUCUAACCAACCAGAACCAGCUGAACAACCCCAAAGUGAAUCUCCUGUCAAGAGAAAAUGGUCGCUGCUUGGUCUCGUUGCCGCGCUUGCUGUGGGAAUACUUUGGUUCUUUCAUACUCCUGCAGUGGAAACCACUGCUAUUCAGGAAUUCCAGAACCAGAUGAAACAACUUCAGUCUAAGUACCAGAGUCAAGAUGAGAAGCUGUGGAAAAGAGGCACAACAUUCCUAGAGAGACAUCUAAAUAGCUCUGUCCCUCGACCCCAGCCUGCCAUCCUGCUGCUCACUGCAGCCCAAGAUGCUGAAGAAGUGCUCAAGUGUCUGAGUGAACAAAUUGCCGAUGCCUAUUCUUCCUUCCGUAGUGUCCCUGCCAUCCGGAUUGAUGGGGCUGGUAAAGCUGCUCAAGAUAGUGACCUCGUCAAAAAAGAAGUAGAUCAAGAACUGACCGAGGGAUUCAAAAAUGGCCAGAAUGCAGCUGUUGUACACCGCUUUGAAUCCCUGCCCGCAGGCUCGACCUUGAUCUUCUAUAAAUACUGCGACCAUGAAAAUGCGGCCUUCAAAGAUGUAGCCCUAGUCCUGACCGUGUUGUUGGAGGAGAAGACACUGAAAGCCAGUCUAGGCCUAAAGGAAAUUGAAGAGAAAGUGCGGGAUUUCCUCAAAGUUAAGUUCACCAGCUCUGACACGGCCAGCUCCUACAACCACAUGGACCCAGACAAGCUGAACGGGCUCUGGAGCCGCAUUUCCCACCUGGUGCUGCCGGUGCAGCCUGAAAGCGCCCUGAAAGGGGGCAGCUGCUUAUGAGCAAGAAAAGCGGAAAUCCUGUCUCAAGUUUAAGCACUUUUCAGACAGUGUAACCAGAGACAGAAUUUGGAACCAUUUUUGAAAACUGGUUUCUUUUUAAAGGACGUUAAAGUUCAUACAUAAAGGUGGAAUAUCUAAAUCAUUUAUGCAGCCUAAUUAUCUGUGACUUAAGAGAAUCAUUUCUGUUUCCACUGAGAACAAUGUUAAGGGUGUUUAGCGUAGUCUAAAGUAUAUGCAAUUCCCCAAGGAUCUGCUUUCAUUCUGGCUGAAUCAUUCUUGCUGUGGUGUGACCAGUGAGAAGGACCUAGGAUCCUUUCUCAAAGAACCAGCUUUAUAUUUAACUUUGGAUUUUUUUUGUUUGAGACCUUAUUAGUCUGACAGCUCUCUAAUUGCAGCAGUGGGUUUCCCCAUUACUUUUUCUUUUAUACCAUUUAAGUGUGGGGUUCUUAGCAUCUACCUAUAAAAACAAAGUCAUGAAAGAUCAUGUGGGUGUGUGGUUUAGCCAGCCCUACCCCCACCCCUAUUUUAGAGAGGGGAGAAGAAAAUUGUUUAACAGAAAAGGAAAGGGGGAAAAAAAAGGAUAGCUGCAAGCUGGGCAUGGUGAGACAUGCCUAUAAUCCCAGCGUUUUCUUAGGGUAGUCAGGAGGUUCAGAAGUUCAAGGCCAGCCUUAUCUAUAUAGUGAGUUUUCUGACACCCAGGACUACAGUGAGAAACUGUCUUAAAAAAAUAAUAAUUUUAAGAAGUUUCAAAAUGAAGUGUUAAUUAAAAAAAAAAAAAAAGUGACAAGCCUCUGAGAGGUGGGUUGCUCAGACGUGUCUAGCUAUUACCUCAGUGAACUGUUACAAUUUGCUUUUAACUAAUGUCUUUUUUACCACUUAAAGAAGUUCUUUAGUUCAAAUACUCAGUUGUAGAGUAUUUGCCCAGCUUGUGUGAUCCCCUGGGUUCAGUGACCAGCAUUCCACAUACCUGUAAUCUCAGCGCUCAUGAAAUUGAGGUUGUUGCAUCUUGAAUUCAAAGCCAGCCUGGAAAAUAUAAUAAUGUCCCCCACUCCCCAGGAAAAACGAGUUCCAUGGUCCAAGAUUUUUAAAGCCUGUAUGUUAUACAGUUUAUUUCCUUAUUUAACUCUUAACAAUUUUAAAGGUAGGUACAUUGAAAGGAGUCUCUUUUUGAUAACACUUCACAGUUUUGUUUUAAAGAAAUAGUUUCCAGCACAAUCACAAUUUAAUGGUUUGGGAUUUCUUUUUUUUUUUUUUUUUUUAAUUUUUAGCUUUUUGCCAAUACUAAGGAUUGAGCCUAAGACCCCCAUGCCUACUUGUCAACUGCUCUGCCAGUGAACCUCAUCCCCCAGCAGUAGAAAAAUGGCUCAAAGUCAGGUGACUCAUGUUUGCAAUCUCGACACAUGGGAAGCUGGGGUGGAAGGAUUGCUGUGAGUCCAAGGCCAUCAUUAGCUAUAUGGUGUGUUUCAAGCUGACCUGCCUGGGCUGCAGAAUAAAAAACUGUCUCAAUACCACACACAUAUACAUACAAACAUACACGCACCACACAUACACACACAACUUCAAAAAUUGGUAGACAGUUUUCUGCUGCACUAUAGAGACCUCUGUUUUCUGUUUGUAUGUGUGCACUUUAAGUCCUUGAAUAGCACUCCAUAACAAACACAAAAAUGUACUAUGCACAUGAUCCAUUUUAUUGAGUGCCUCAACUCAAAAAGAGUGGCCCUUACCACACACAAAGGAUGUUGGAUAUAUGUCCCUACUGCUAUAGUAUGUUAGGGGUUUUUGCACUUAUAACUGGGCUUUCUCAUCUGUCAGCCGCUGCUUUGUUUUCUGCUCUUACAAUUUUAGAUCCACCUUGAGUUCUUUUGUCCAUAGCCUCUAAAUGGACACUCUACUUUAGAGUACUAGUGAACCCUUUUUCCCAUCUGGGAGUCUCCUAGUGGAUGGUAGAAAGUGAUCUGCCUUCUUUCCAGGAGGACUACCAAUAUUUGUACCUUUAUUAUAAUCUCUUCCUGUCAGGACUCUACCAAUCAGGGUUAUUUUGUAAAGAACUAUUAAAAAAAAAGUUUUUGAAAGUUUAUUUUUUACAUACAUAUGAAAAUACUGUUUUAUUAAAUAUUCCACUGGCUGAAAUAAUUUUGAAGUGAUAUGUUGCUUAUAUCUUUCAGGAAAAACAGUUACAGCAGCUAAUGUGUAAAUAACUUUAAAAGCUAUUUUAGUAAUUUAAAUAAAUUGACUUUUUGUGUUUGUA
Psammomys obesus (fat sand rat) is the source of this 4264-nucleotide messenger RNA. It is a transcript of the gene Tor1aip1, whose product is annotated as torsin 1A interacting protein 1. Gene Ontology annotation, cellular component: nuclear membrane. Gene Ontology annotation, biological process: nuclear membrane organization. The record is from RefSeq and is a predicted model, not a curated record. The transcript has 11 exons. NCBI's taxonomy places the organism in Eukaryota, Metazoa, Chordata, Mammalia, Rodentia, Muridae. The coding region runs from base 280 to 2016 and encodes 578 amino acids. Gene Ontology annotation, molecular function: ATPase activator activity.